AGUAGAGUACCUCUGAUGAACAUCUAUUGUCAGUUCAUCGCACGGUUUCGUGGAACGUACAUCAAGAACAGGACCAUGGAAGACGGAACUGUAAUGAUACACGAAAGGGAGCUGGUGAACGUCACUGUAUUGCCAUGGAACAUAACAGGUAACAUAACAGCAACUACAAGGCCUGUUUGGGAAGUGGUACUGGACAAUGUGGCUACCGUGAUCAUGACUGUUAACACCAUCACUCUCAUGCUUGGUAUGGGCUCUGCCAUCUAUUGGAGAGAGCUCUGGGGACACAUGCGAAGACCGAUCGGUGCUGUGGUCGGGAUGCUUGGCCAAUUCCUUGUGUUGCCGGCUACCGGGUUCGCUCUGUCCCUCGCCUUCGGUCUCCAGCCCUACGAAGCUCUGGGCGUCCUUAUGAUCUCCUGCAGCCCCGGUGGAUCCUUCUCCAAUUUCUUUACCUUCUGGGUUGAUGGCGAUUUGGCUCUCAGCAUCAUGAUGACCACAUGCUCCUCUCUGCUGGCUUUUGGCGGAAUGCCCUUUAAUCUGUGGAUGUAUUCACGGCAUUGGAUGAGCGACGACUCCACAACUCUCGUCAUCCCCUUCGGAAGCAUCAUCACCUCCCUUGCCUUCAUCACCGUUCCCGUUGUCAUCGGCAUGAUCAUCCGUCAUUUCCACGAGAAGACUGCCAGCAUCAUCACUAAAAUUGCCAGCGCUCUAGGCUGGCUGGGUUUCUUCUCCGUGGCCACCAUCUGGCUUGUCUUGUACUGGGAGGUGUUCCGGUCGGCCACACCACUAAUCUACGUAGCCGCAUUCCUUCUUCCAGUCACUGGCUUCACCCUUGCCUACAUCCUGUCUAAACUUCUGUGUCAGAAUCACAAGAUAUGUCGCACCAUCGGCAUAGAAACGGGCUCACAGAAUAUGCCUGUUGCCUUAAGCAUAAUCUUACUGUCCUUCAGAGACCCAAUAGUGAAAGCGCAGAUGAUAAUCUUCCCAACGCUUUACGGAAUUACUCUGCUUCUUGAAGUUUUCUUAGGAAUCGGAGCCUUCCAACUAUGGAAAAGGAAGUUUGCACAAGACAAAAACAGUGACUACCCAAUGACACACACAGCAAAAAUAAUAGAAGGAGGCACUUUGUCGGAAAAAGAGGCACUCAAAGCUUGAACAAUUGUAAUUGGUCAUUGAUAGUACAGACUCAGGGUUCGCGACUACAAUCUGCAAAAUAAAGACUUGGGACUGUUAACAUCUGCUAGUUUCAGAAAUAAAAAAAAAUAUGCAAAUAUAUAAAA
This is a messenger RNA of Penaeus chinensis, 1277 nucleotides long. RefSeq names its product ileal sodium/bile acid cotransporter-like. The record is from RefSeq and is a predicted model, not a curated record. The coding region runs from base 16 to 1152 and encodes 378 amino acids. The transcript is spliced from 7 exons. Gene Ontology annotation, molecular function: bile acid:sodium symporter activity. Gene Ontology annotation, biological process: bile acid and bile salt transport. NCBI's taxonomy places the organism in Eukaryota, Metazoa, Arthropoda, Malacostraca, Decapoda, Penaeidae. Gene Ontology annotation, cellular component: membrane.